UCUCAUAUCGUAAUUUGCACCAACAUGCAAGCUAGCGCCGUUGCCCGCCGUGUCCUCCGUCCUUUCCUGCGCAAGACGUCCGCCAAUGCCGCCGCCCGCGCUAUGAGCUCCAAGGUGCCGACGCACCUGCCCUUGUCGUUCUUGUCGGAAGAGGAACUCAUGUUUCAAGACGCGGCAACGAAAUUUGCGCAGGAUGUGUGCCUGCCCAAAGUUAGCAAGAUGGACGCCGACGGCGAAAUGGACAAGGAAAUCACCCAAGGCAUGUUUGACAACGGCUUCUUCGGGAUUGAAAUCCCGGAAGAGUACGGCGGGUCGGGCGCGUCCUUCAUGAAUGUAUGCUUGACGAUUGAAGCUCUGAGUCGCGUGGAUCCCGUCGUGGGUCUCCUCUGUGACUUGCAGAACACGGUCGUGAACAACGUGUUCGUGAACUACGGCACGCCCGAACAAAAGCAAGAGUACUUGCCGCGCUUGGCCACGGAAAUGAUUGGAAGCUUUUGCUUGUCCGAGGCCGGGUCGGGCAGCGACGCGUUUGCACUCAAAACCCGCGCCGACCUGUCCGCGGAUGGCAGCUACUACACGUUGAACGGCCAAAAGAUGUGGAUCUCCAACUCCGAGUACGCUGGCGUAUUUCUCGUCUUUGCCAACAUCGACAUGGCCAAGGGGUACAAGGGCAUCACGUGCUUCAUCGUGGACCGCGACACGGAAGGGCUCGAGAUCGGCAAGCCCGAAGACAAGCUCGGCAUCCGCGCGUCGUCCACGUGCCCUGUGUACCUGACCAACGUCAAGGUCCCCGCAGACAAAAUCCUCGGCGAAGCGGGCAAAGGAUACAAGAUUGCGAUUUCGACACUGAACGAAGGACGUAUUGGAAUUGCAUCUCAGAUGCUUGGCCUCGCCCAGGGCGUGCUGGAUCAGACCGUGCCCUACUUGUACGAGCGCAAGCAGUUUGGCGUGCAUAUUGGCGACUUCCAGGCGAUGCAGCACCAGCAGGCCGAGAUCGCUCUGGAUAUCGAGACCGCGAGGCUGUUGGUGUACAACGCGGCGCGGCUUAAGGACGUGGGCGAGCCGUUCGUGAAGAACGCGGCCAUGGCCAAGCUGCAUGCAUCGCGCGUGGCGGAGCGGUCGGCGUCCAAGUGCAUCGAGCUUCUUGGCGGCGUCGGGUUUACCAAGACUCUGCACGUGGAGAAAAUGUGGCGCGACUCCAAGAUUGGCGCCAUCUACGAAGGCACAAGCAACAUGCAGCUCACGACUAUUGCCAAGAUUCUCAAGGACGAGUACAAGGCAUAGAUAGGUAGCUAAGGCAACCAACAACCCACCCAAGGAGCAUCACAAGUAUAUAGAACCAUACUUAGUCCUAUAUAGAACCAUACUUAGUCCUAUAUAGAACCAUACUUAGUCCUAUAUAGAACCAUACUUAGUCC
Molecule: messenger RNA, 1418 nt
Organism: Aphanomyces astaci
Lineage: Eukaryota; Oomycota; Saprolegniomycetes; Saprolegniales; Verrucalvaceae
Exons: 5
Coding region: 25-1284 (419 amino acids)
Cellular component (GO): mitochondrion
Molecular function (GO): acyl-CoA dehydrogenase activity; flavin adenine dinucleotide binding
Source: RefSeq, a predicted model, not a curated record